This is a messenger RNA of Sus scrofa (pig), 1606 nucleotides long. Its product is annotated as olfactory receptor 4X2-like. Gene Ontology annotation, cellular component: membrane. Gene Ontology annotation, molecular function: G protein-coupled receptor activity; olfactory receptor activity. The record is from RefSeq and is a predicted model, not a curated record. Gene Ontology annotation, biological process: G protein-coupled receptor signaling pathway. Lineage: Eukaryota; Metazoa; Chordata; Mammalia; Artiodactyla; Suidae.
GGCAAAAGUCAAAAGGAUUCAAAUGCAGUAGAGAGACAGUUGUCAUGGAGACAGCAAUACUCUCCUUGCUGUCCUACAUCUUCCGGGGGGCCCCUCAAUCUUGUAAUAGGUUUCCCCUCCUCUCAUCUGUUUGCCACUAGUCCAACCUCUACAUAGAAAGUGAUCUUUACUUUCCAGUUGACUAACAUUCCUGAUGAUCCUCUACUGUUGAGUAAACGCUGAAAGUCCACAAUAGUCUUUUAUGGACUGGUGCUAUAUUUUAUCUUCAGCUUGUGGUUGCUAUUCUUCAAUUUACUCCAGCUUCACUUUAUGAGUUUUCAUAGCUUUGCACUGCCUCUUCUGUUUUGGAAUUCUCUUCCUUUCUUCAAUGCAUAUCUAACCUCUACUCAUCUUUCAAUAUUCAGCUCACCAACUUCUCAGAUAUGAAAGCCGUUGUUAUGUAAUUUAUUCACUUAAUGUAUGGCAUCUUUUCCUUUAUAUCAUUUCAGAUCACUCUACCUAAAAUAUUCCCUCCUGGUGGUGACAUCAUGGCUAACACACACAAUGUGACAGAAUUUAUUUUUCUGGGACUUUAUCCUGAUCCAAAGGUGCAGAAAGUCUGCUUUGUGAUAUUUCUGCUCUUGUACACAGCCAUUGUGCUGGGGAAUUUCAUCAUUGUGCUCACCGUCAUGACCAGCAGAAGCCUCAGCUCCCCCAUGUACUUCUUCCUCAGCUCCCUGUCCUUUGUGGAGAUUUGCUACUCCUCUACCACAGCCCCCAAACUCAUCUCAGAUUUUCUGGCUGAAAGGAAAGCUAUAUCUCUGUGGGGCUGCAUGUCACAGGUUUUCUUUACCCAUUUCUUUGGUGGAGUUGAGAUGUUCUUGCUCACUGUGAUGGCCUAUGACCGCUACGUGGCCAUCUGUAAGCCCCUCCACUAUGCCACCAUCAUGAACGGGCAGGUGUGUGCCUUCCUGGUGGGAGUAGCAGGGGCAGGGGGCUUUGUGCAUUCCUCGGCCCAAAUCCUCCUCAUUUUCCGCCUGUCCUUCUGUGGCCCUAAUGUGAUUGAUCACUACUUCUGUGAUGUGCUUCCCCUGCUCAAACUUGCCUGCUCUGACACUUUCCUGAUUGGUCUGCUGAUGGUUGCCAAUGGGGGGACCCUGUCUGUGGUCAGCUUCCUGGUCCUUUUGGUCUCAUACGCGGUCAUCUUGCUCCAUCUGAGGACUCAAAGCUCUGAGGGGCGGCGCAAGGCCCUCUCCACCUGUGGGUCCCACAUCGCCGUGGUUACCCUGUUCUUUGGGCCCUGCCUCUUCAUCUAUCUGAGGCCUUCCACCAUCCUGCCUGUGGACAAGGUGGUAGCUGUGUUCUACACAGGGAUCACCCCACUCCUGAACCCUGUCAUCUACUCCUUGAGAAAUGCUGAGAUGAAGAAAGCUGUGAAGAGGCUGUGGAUCAGGACAGUGAAACUAGAGGAGAAGUAGAGUCUGAGUCUUGGUGUUGAUCCUGGGGUUUAGAAUGAUGUUGAGUCCAAACUGAGGAGACAGAGUGGGACGAAAGACAGAUGCCAGGACUUGUUAGUUCUAGAAUUAUUCUAAUAGCUUCCCAACUUUUAACAACUUUAUUGUGAUCA